Molecule: messenger RNA, 1655 nt
Organism: Pseudo-nitzschia multistriata
Lineage: Eukaryota; Bacillariophyta; Bacillariophyceae; Bacillariales; Bacillariaceae
Source: the annotation of a GenBank genome assembly
CGAGAGGACACAAUACGACACGACACGACACGACACGACACGACACGACUCGAUGCUGAUGCCAUACUAUAAGUAGAACACAUUAUUGUAUUGAUUGUAAGACACAAACCACGAGUGAUCGAGGUCUUGGACACAACAAGAGACAACAAAGGAAGAAAGGAACAAAGGAAGCAAGCAAGCAAGGAACGAAAAUGCACGGCCGCCACCACCUGCCCCUUCGAAUCGCCCGCCGGUUUCUGUCGGGGGGACGAGAACGACAAAGAGCAAUCUCCGCCGGGAUUCCAGCGGCCGGGCUUUUCGGCUCGCCGGAACUACCGCUUUCCAGCGGGCACCGCCGGAGCUUCUCCAGGACCACGGGCAACGACAACGACAACGACAACGACACCGACGAGUACGAGUACGACCAGAGCCUCGACUACGACUACGACUACGACUACGGGGAACCCCUUUCCGGGCCGGGGACCGCCCUGGUGGUGGGAUCCUCCGGCUGCCUCGGCAGGGCGAUCGCCCACCACCUUUCGGGGGACCUGGGGGUCCGCGUGAUCGGGGCCGACGUCCGUCCCCCGGGGGAGGAGGACCUCCCGCUCCUGGCCGGCGGCUUUGUCGAGCUUCCCUCGGGAGACCCUUGGGGGGACGCAAGCGGCAAGACCGAUCCAGGGGCCCCUCCCCGGCCCGCCUCCCUCCCGGACCUGACCGUGGCCCUGGAGGAGGGCCUGCGGGGGCUCCUCCCCGAKGGGGGCCUGGACGCUUUGGUCUGCGCUUCCGGGGCCUGGGAGGGGGACCCCUCCGGACCGGAAGACGCCCUCUCGCAGGCGCUGGUGGCCGAGCGGAUGCUGGGGGCGAACCUCUACCCGGUCCUGGCGGCCGGGUCCGUGGCGGGGAGCUUUUUCGCCAGCGGCGGCCUCUUUGUCGCCCUUGGGGCCACGGCCGCCCUGGGAGGGACCCCGGGCAUGCUGGGCUACGGGGCCUCCAAGGCCGCCGUCCACCACGCCCUCACCACCCUCGGGGAGUCCACCGGGAGGGCGGUCACGGGCCGGUCCAAGCGCAGGGCCACCYKCAAGAUGCGCAGGGAGAAGGAGCACCUCAAGGACCUCACGGUUUUGGGCGUCCUCCCGUCGACGAUCGACACGCCGGCCAACCGGGAGGCCAUGCCGGACCAGGACGCCUCGGAGUGGACCAAGCCGGGGGACCUGGCCAAGGAGAUCGGCUUGUGGCUGGCCGAGCCCUCCCUCCGGCCGCACUCGGGGAGCCUCCUGAAGGUCCGGCCCUCCAAGAACGGGAMCGGCGCCGACUUUUCGGUGGCCCGGUAGCAAGCCCGGAGAGCGUGCGCACUCCAUCGAACAAAACAAAACAACACGAAUCCGGUCGUUCUUGGAAUUGGGUUUGGGGUUUUUUCGCCACCGUACGGUAAAGUACCAUGCUAGGAUGCUGGGGUUGCACGAAACGAAAAAAGUAGUUUUUACUUAAAGUAGGGCAACAUUCAUAUUCUAUACAAGAAAAAAGGCCGAUCGAUGGAGGGUUGGUUGGCAGCCUGCCUAAGGCAAAAGCUUGCCCCCGCGGUCGAUCGCGUUCUUGGUGCCGGCCGUGACAAAACGACGCUCUCUCCGAACCGCGGCGCAGCGACGGUGUGUUGUAUAGUAUAUAGUGCGUGUGUG